GUUGACUUCCUCACCGGCUACGGCAAGAGAAACAAACAGAGGAAAAACUUAAAGGCCACAUAAAAAACACCAAAAGAAGUUAUCAUGAAGUUGUCUAUGAUUCGCAGUGCUUGUAGCAGUCUUCGGAUACAUCCAAGAAGCAGGGUCAGCGGCUUGUCGCGGAGAUGCUUACCCGUUGGUCCUGCCAGCAGCCGGUUGAUCCUCCGGGCAGCGAGCGACGCUGCCAGCCGCGGUACCAACCCGAAACUGGCCGACCACUUUGGGAAUCAGUCCCGGAAGGAAGAUGGGUUUGAAUGCGACAGUUCUUUGAGAGAAGUGGUUCAGAGUACUAAGGAGGCAAUGGUGGCUCUGCAGAGAAGAAAUCCAUCAAUUCAACCUUUGUUAGCCAUUGUCCAGGCAGGUGAAGAUGACAGCUUGUUGGAGAUCAAUAAGAAAAUGGCAGGAAAGAUUGGGUUGAACAUUACUCAGAUUUGUCUGGCAAAGGAGUGCAGUGAAGAUGAAAUUGUGGAGGAGGUGUUGAAGCUGAAUGAGGACCCCAGGGUGCAUGGUGUCUACCUCCACCUUCCUCCGGUUGCAGUCACGACUCGAGUGCUCGAUACUCUCAAACCUGAAAAGGACAUAGACGGGAUAUCAGAUUUGAAUAUGGGCCGUUUGGUACGAGGAGAUUUGAGCAAAGGCUUCGUGUCACCCGUAGCCAGCGCUGUCCUGGAUCUGCUGGAGAAACACGAUGCUCCUUUGGAAGGAAAAACAGUGUUGUUGGUUGGAGGAGAAGGACCCCUUGGCUUGGCCCUGCAGUGCCUGAUAGAGAGAAGUGGAAUGGUUGCUCUCAAGAGUAACUGGAACCCUAAAAGCCUACAGAGACAGGUGAUGCAGGCUGAUGCUGUGGUCCUGUUAGAGGAAGGGAAUAUGGAUGUCCCACCCACCUGGUUUAGACCAGGGGCUGCUGUCAUUCGCUGUGAGCCCACUCUGGGGUCAGUGGAACAUGCCCUUGAGAUGUCCUCAAAGUCUGGGUUAGGGUACCUCACAGCAGCCUACAGAGCACAGAAUGUGUUGCGUAGUUGCAGUCGGUGGAUCCAGGAGCAGCAGUACCGACCCUGGCGUCUGCGUAGCCUCAAACUACAGCCCCUGAUGCCUGUACCAAGUGAUAUAGAGAUUUCCAGAGCUCAGAUACCCAAGCCAGUUGACCAGCUGGCUCAGGAGGUUGGUUUGCUGCCAGAAGAGCUUGAAGCCUAUGGCAGGAGCAAAGCUAAGGUCCGACUUUCCCUGUUAGAACGCCUUCACACACAGCCUGAUGGGAAAUAUAUACUGGUUGCUGGUAUAACUCCCACCCCACUGGGCGAAGGUAAAAGCACAGUGACCAUUGGCCUAGUCCAGGCUCUGUCUGCUCAUCUUAAGCUCAACUCCUUCGCCUGUCUUCGACAGCCUUCCCAGGGACCCACCUUUGGGGUUAAAGGGGGAGCUGCAGGAGGGGGAUAUGCCCAGGUCAUUCCUAUGGAGGAGUUUAACCUCCAUCUGACUGGUGACAUUCAUGCCAUCACAGCUGCCAAUAACCUGGUGGCAGCAGCCAUCGAUGCCAGGAUGCUCCACGAGGCGACGCAAUCAGACAAGGCUCUGUUUAAUAGACUGGUCCCUUCAGUGAAUGGAGUCCGAAGAUUUUCUCCCAUUCAGAUCUCAAGGCUACAUCGCCUUGGCAUCAAUAAAACAGACCCAGCAUCUCUCACACCAGAGGAAGUCAGCACCUUUGUCCGUCUUGACCUUGACCCUUCCAAGAUCACCUGGCAGAGAGUUGUUGAUACAAAUGACCGUUUCUUGAGGAAGAUCACAGUUGGACAGGCGAGCACUGAAAAAGGACAGAUCAGAGAAACUGGUUUCGACAUUGCAGUGGCCAGCGAGAUCAUGGCCAUCCUGGCUCUGGCAGACAGCCUGGAGGACAUGAAAAACAGACUGGCGCGCAUGGUGGUGGGGACCAGCCGCUCUGGACAGCCUGUCACCACAGAGGACCUGGGUGUGAGUGGAGCUCUGGCGGUGUUAAUGAAAGAUGCCAUCAAGCCCACGUUGAUGCAGACUCUUGAGGGUACGCCAGUGUUUGUCCAUGCUGGGCCCUUUGCCAACAUCGCCCAUGGCAACUCCUCGGUGCUGGCAGACAAGCUGGCCUUGAAGUUGGUUGGACGGGACGGCUUUGUGGUGACUGAAGCUGGUUUUGGAGCAGACAUCGGGAUGGAGAAAUUUUUCAACAUCAAAUGUCGAGCUUCAGGUUUGAGGCCUAAUGUGGUGGUGCUGGUUGCAACUGUCCGAGCACUGAAGAUGCACGGAGGAGGUCCUAAUGUGUCAGCAGGCGCACCUCUUCCUAAAGAGUACAUUGAUGAGAAUUUGAGCCUGGUUUCAGGCGGUUGCCAUAGCAAUCUCAGGAAGCAGAUCCAGAUCGCACAUCUGUUUGGGGUACCAGUCGUGGUGGCGCUCAAUGUCUUCAAGACAGACACUGAGGCAGAGAUUGACCUUGUGUGUCAGAUUGCAAAAGAGUGUGGAGCGUCUGACGCUGUGCCAUGUCACCACUGGGCGCAGGGUGGGCGAGGGUCUUUAAAGCUGGCCCAGGCUGUGAACGAAGCUGCCAGCAGAGCCAGCAACUUCCAGUUCCUGUACAACAUAGAGAUGCCAAUAGCAGAGAAGAUCAGAACAAUUGCCCAGAAAGUGUAUGGAGCUGAUGACAUCGAGCUGUCCCCAGCAGCCAAAGCCAAGAUCGAUUACUACAAUCAACAGGGCUACAGUUCAUUGCCCAUCUGCAUGGCCAAGACCCACCUGUCCCUGUCCCACAUGCCUGACAAGAAGGGUGCACCCACUGGAUUUGUUUUGCCAAUCAGAGAUGUCCGUGCUAGCAUCGGGGCUGGCUUCAUCUACCCACUUGUGGGAACGAUGAGCACCAUGCCUGGGCUGCCAACCCGACCCUGCUUCUACGACAUUGACCUUGACCCGGCCACAGAGGAGAUCACCGGGCUCUUCUGAGCGUGCUCCAGUUAAAGACAUCCAUAUAGGCUCUCUGCUCUGUUUCCAAGAUCUGCAUCUCCAUGCGCUCAUCAUAAAAUGCAUCCAUCCACUGCACCAUUAACAGGAAAUGUUGUCUUACUCUUCCCAGCAGCCCACACUCUCCCCACGUCACAAUAACAUGUUCAGGGAAGAAAAAACAGAUUACUAAUUUAUGCUGUAUUUGCACAUGUGUUUGAUAUGCCAAAAAUGACCUCCUACACCCAUAUGGUGUAUAUCACAUAUGCUGUACGUGUAUGCUUUUGACCUUUCUAUACAAGGAGUUAGUUACAGUUCUCAAACCAUUCUGAAUUUUACUUUAAUGUUUUUUUUAUGUUUUCUUUUUUUUUUUGUGAAAAAAGUUAAUCAAAUGUCUUAAAACUGUGCUGCAAUUUUUACAUGCAUCCUAAGCUUUUUAACUGAAAUGGGCUCAGUUUGUGUAUUUAUUAACUAAAUUGCCAUAUGCACAAAAAGCCAUUAUGGUGUUUACAUCUUUUUCUUACAAGUACGACUACUCUAGUAUCCGAACCUUCUACUAAAUGUCCAAGCUGCUGCACUGCCCAAGUGAAAAUCACUACAAGUUACACUCAUCUUUUUAGAAGCCAUUUUAGAGAUAUUGUUCAAGUAUUACAUUUUAUGUGAUGAGAUAGUUAUAUACAGUGGGUAUAUAGAUUUCUAUCUAGCAUGAAAAUUCCUGUUAUUUGUGUCACAUCUGCAUUUCAGGGUUCACUGCAGGAAAUAGUUCAGUGAAGGUGAUAAACCACUCGGAUUAUGGCAUAUAUUUCCUCAUGAUCUAAUAGACAACAGCCUAAACAAUAUCCAUAGUCAUUAGAUAUGUUCAAUUUUCUAUAUAAAAUAGCACCUUUUUGUUUUUCUCUGAAAGUUGAUGCUUUACAUAAUGAAAGUUUACUCAUUUUUUAUGAUGUUAGAAGUGGUUCCCUUAAUUUCAAGCGAUGUGGCUGACCUCUGCCAUGAAAAACUGUGGGAAACACAGAUUUUACACUUUAUUAUAACAGGUUUUUCCAACUCUCUGCAACACGCAGCUGGUGGCUGGUUUGCAUCCAGACUGCUGAAUGCAGAUUUACUUGCUAGUUUUAAUUGUCUGAUACCAAUGUGGGUAACAUCCAGCAUCUGUGUGUCCUGACUUGUCCUCAUGAGGUGAUAAAAUGACAGAAAUAACAGAUGAAAUGCCAGAUAUGACCAAAACCGUGGUUUAAGUUUUAUUGUACAAAGUCUAAACCAAACAUUAGAUUUGAAAGCAGCCAGUGAUUGCUCUGAAAACAUUUUUUUAUUAUUCUCAUUAGAAGGAGUUGUAUGUUAAACAUUUUGGUUCUGCAGUCA
Molecule: messenger RNA, 4359 nt
Organism: Seriola dumerili (greater amberjack)
Lineage: Eukaryota; Metazoa; Chordata; Actinopteri; Carangiformes; Carangidae
Gene: mthfd1l
Product: methylenetetrahydrofolate dehydrogenase (NADP+ dependent) 1 like
Exons: 28
Coding region: 85-3000 (971 amino acids)
Biological process (GO): tetrahydrofolate interconversion
Cellular component (GO): cytosol
Molecular function (GO): methenyltetrahydrofolate cyclohydrolase activity; formate-tetrahydrofolate ligase activity; ATP binding
Source: RefSeq, a predicted model, not a curated record